Molecule: messenger RNA, 483 nt
Organism: Triplophysa dalaica
Lineage: Eukaryota; Metazoa; Chordata; Actinopteri; Cypriniformes; Nemacheilidae
Product: histone H3-like
Exons: 1
Coding region: 1-411 (136 amino acids)
Cellular component (GO): nucleosome
Molecular function (GO): DNA binding; protein heterodimerization activity; structural constituent of chromatin
Source: RefSeq, a predicted model, not a curated record
AUGGCAAGAACCAAGCAGACCGCCCGUAAGUCCACCGGUGGCAAAGCCCCGAGGAAGCAGCUCGCCACCAAAGCCGCCCGUAAGAGCGCUCCCGCCACUGGCGGCGUGAAGAAGCCUCAUCGUUACAGGCCCGGCACCGUGGCUCUGAGAGAGAUCCGCCGCUACCAGAAGUCCACCGAGCUGCUCAUCCGCAAACUGCCUUUCCAGCGCCUGGUGAGAGAGAUCGCUCAGGACUUCAAGACGGAUCUGCGCUUCCAGAGCUCCGCCGUCAUGGCUCUGCAGGAGUCCAGCGAGGCUUAUCUGGUCGGUCUGUUCGAGGACACAAACCUGUGCGCCAUCCACGCUAAGAGGGUCACCAUCAUGCCCAAAGACAUUCAGCUGGCCCGCCGCAUCCGCGGAGAGCGCGCUUAAGUCCCGCUUUAAUAACAACUCAACGGCUCUUUUAAGAGCCACCACAUCAACUGAACGACACGAUUUCCACCG